Messenger RNA from Macrosiphum euphorbiae (potato aphid), 399 nucleotides. The record is from the annotation of a GenBank genome assembly. Lineage: Eukaryota; Metazoa; Arthropoda; Insecta; Hemiptera; Aphididae.
AUGCAGCCAACGAGCAUUGCGUCCGUGUGCUUACUGUUGCUGGCCAGUCGGGCGGUGGGACACGCGAUCGGUGAAAAUCACGCUGCAGACUACGAAGACGCCGGAACCGCUGCAGACCGUAAGAGAGACGCCUCGCAGCAGCCGAGGGUUUUGGACAUGGAGUCGAUAUUUGCGGGUUUCGCCAAGUCUAUGAUCAGCAGAACGGGAGCCACCAGUAGCCAAAACCAGCACUGUAUAAAUCCGGGUGUAAAAAAGAGGUCCACCGGCCAGGGUUUCUGCAAAAUGUCUUCCCUGACCACCUUGUCCAGUCCCUGUCAGUUUUUCAAGAUGGCCCUCGGAUUAUGCGAUCUACCCGACAUUUUGGCUAGUAUUUCAUUUAUGUAUUCAACAAAACUUUAA